AUGCAGAUUGCUCCAGAGCUCAUGGGUCAAGACGGACUGCCACCCCCUUCGUCCUCCAGUGCGACUGCUCCACCUGCUUCUUCCACGGAACAGUCCAACAACAACAAGCGCAGAUCGACUGAGUUCGAAGAUGCCACAGGUCAACAGGCUGCCGGUUCUUACGGAGGCGGAUUUCAAAGCUCAGCAGCUAGAGAUGAAGGCAACAGAGAAUGGCUGACAUAUGAACAAGCUGCGAACCGUAAUAUGCAUCCUUGGGAGGACGGUUACCGGGACGAAAACCUCGUUGCGGCUCUACAGGAGACAGAAGAACAGGAGCCAGCCGAGGAAUCCAGUAAACCCCGAAAACGACCCAGAGCUUCCAAACCUCGCAUGUCCAAGAGCAAAGAGAACACGAUCAAUGGACUUGAAGUCGGUUUCGAGUAUGACUACGAGGACCCAUCCAGUGACUACAAAGCCGGCGUGGUCUUUCGUCAUCCAAAACCCGGCGCGGCUCCUCAAGCAUGCGAGAGGUGCCACAAAAUCAAGCGAAAGUGUGACAAUGCUCGUCCACGUUGCGCUGGAUGCAGCAAAGCUGAUGAGCCGUGUGUCUUUGACUUGAGUCCAGCGACUUCAGGUUACAUUCACCAACUCAAGAGCGAAAACAUCAUUCUCACCUCUCAAAUCUCGUCGGCACACGACCGCAUCAAUCAUCUCGAAGCCGUGGUGUCGGCCCUUGAGAAGGGAUUGCCACCACCUCAGAUGCCCGCGUCCGACCUGGAUCCAACUCAGACCGAUUUCGCGGCUCUUGCCCGCACCGUCCUUUCAGUUCGAUCCGCCACAAACAACCUUGCCUCCGCUUAUGAGACCUUAGACAGCCGGACUGGAGGCAACAAUCUCGGUGCCUCAUCCGGUGCUCCUUCCAGUCCCACAGAAGCUGCUGUUCUUCCUCCCUAUGAUAUUGCUCGAGCUGCUGCAGAGGCAUUCUUCAUCGCAAAUGCCAUUUCUUAUCCUUUCAUAAACAAGGACGAAUUCCUGAGUGAUAUGACGGAUCUUUACGCGCGCGAAGGCAAGUCGUGGAACAGACACAGCGAUAGCGAUAUGCUGCGCGGAAAGGAAUUCACCUUCUUCAUGGUCAUCGCGAUCGGCACCACGAACAGGGAGCGAGUGGGUGAAGCCGUCCGUGGUGCGUCCAAAGAAUUCCGUCAAAGAGCCAUGAGGGGACUCCCAUACGCAGUCGCGCGCGAGGAUAUGCUCUGCGUUCAAUCCUUGCUCUUGCUCGGCAUUUACAGCAUGUUUGAUCCCUCCGAUAUGUCACUGUGGCACAUUGUCGGAUUCGCCACACGGGUCGCAAUCGCACUCAACCUGCACCGCAAGAAUGAAGAUGUGAACGUCUCCUCAGAAGUCGCGGAGAUCCGAAGACGGGUAUUCUACAGUCUUUACAAUGUCGAGAGACUAGUAGCCACCACGCUCAGUCGGCCAUUGGUGAUCAGUGACGACGAUAUUGACAUCGAACUACCUUCACCACUUCCAAAUGACCCUCCCUACCGCGGGGUUGCCCAAAUGCUCUUCACACAGCAUAUCAUCAAGCUACGAAGACUGUCAGGGGCCAUUUGCGCAACGGUCUACUCUGUGUCUGGAUCUCAAAAUUCUCUGCCUGAAGCACAGAGAAAUGAGAUUAUCACCAACUUUCACCGUCAAAUGGACACUUGGCUCGCGGAAAGUCCGGUACCACCCUCAGAAGAGACCGAGAAGCCGGGUAUGAUCAACAAUCAGUCCUGGUUUCUUCUCAAUUACCAUCACAACCUAUGCCUACUAUACCGACCUUCGCCACUGUACCCCAAUAUGACCACCGAGCGACUCAGCGCACUCCAUGAUGCCAGUUCCCGUUGUGUAGCGCUUUGGAUGGAGCUCUUCCACGAGCAGAAGAUUUCAUACAGCAUUAUCAAUGUCUCGGCGCAGUUCCUCGACUGCAUAUCGCUGUUGUACUGCAUGUGCGAGUAUGACAACCGAUCUCCUAACCUUCACUCGGACGAAAACUGGAGUCGUGAGGUCAGCACUCGAUUGGGGCAAUGUCACGCAUUGCUGGAGGCCUUUGGCCGGGCUUUGCCAGAGACUGCCAAGUACAAGGAGAUUUUCACCAAACUGUCAGAGAUGCUCUUGCACCGACACGGUCCUUUGCCGGACACGUCAAGCAUACUUCCAGCCCCGAAUCAGGACGGAUCUGCUCCUGUCAGUUCGAGCGCACAGGGCUCAAGCUCGACCGGUUUCGACUUGCAGAACGUUGAGCUCUUGUCACCCGUCUAUCCAUCUCAAGAUCCUCGACAGAAUAGUGCGACCAGUGAAGAGCAAGCGGCUUGGAAUGCAAUGACUCAGUUGUGGCAUAACGCUGGAGACUUCAAUUUUGAUGAGUCGAUUCUCGGGCAGAUUCAAGAUGAUAGAUUGGCGCAGUUGGGUCUGGGAGGAGCUAUCAAAGGUGACUCUGGAAUGAACGGUCAGGGUGGUAGUAUUGGGACGGCUGUCGACGGACAAGCGGCUGGGAAUCCCCCUCUGCAGAAUGGGGGAUGGAAUGCGGACUCGAUUUUGUGGAGUCAGAUAGGUUAG
This is a messenger RNA of Kockovaella imperatae, 2580 nucleotides long. RefSeq names its product fungal-specific transcription factor domain-domain-containing protein. The record is from RefSeq and is a predicted model, not a curated record. The coding region runs from base 1 to 2580 and encodes 859 amino acids. NCBI's taxonomy places the organism in Eukaryota, Fungi, Basidiomycota, Tremellomycetes, Tremellales, Cuniculitremaceae. Gene Ontology annotation, biological process: positive regulation of transcription by RNA polymerase II; DNA-templated transcription. The transcript has 4 exons. Gene Ontology annotation, molecular function: zinc ion binding; sequence-specific DNA binding; DNA-binding transcription factor activity, RNA polymerase II-specific.